CCCGCUUUCAGUGAUGGCGGCUGCUGAUCUGAGUAAUGAUCUAACCUGCUCCGUGUGCUUGGAGACUUAUAGAGAUCCUGUAACGUUGCUGUGUGGGCAUAACUUCUGCAAGGACUGCAUUGCGAAAACAUGGCAAACACAAAAAGAUUAUUUGGGGGAGGAUCCUUCCUGCCCUGAAUGCAGACAGACAUAUAGAAAAGAGCCUACACUAAAUAGAAAUGUCACGCUGCAUAACAUAGCAGAGCAGUUCCGUCCUGAGCACACAAAAUGCUCUGCACACAAUGAGCACCUAAAGUAUUACUGCUGUGAGGAUGGUGCUUGUAUCUGUGAGUCCUGCCGCCAGUUUGGAGAUCACAAGGGUCACAGGGUGGAGGGGCUGAAUGAAGCAUCUGAGAAGCAAAAAGAGAAACUGAGAAAUGUUCUGAAGAAAUUAACCCCAGAGAGAGGGGAGACAGAGCGACAAGUCCAGAGGCUGCAGGAGUGCAAGAAAGAAGUGGAAGAAAAAGUAGCCGGUGAGAGAGAGAGAGUCACCGCUUUGUUUAAGGACAUCAGCGAAAGGUUAAAAGCCCUAGAGAAGCAAAAUCUGGAUGAAAUCUCAAAGCAAGGAACGAAACUUUCACUCCCUUUUACUGAUCUGAUCCAGCGACUGGAUGAAAAAAAGAGUAAGCUGUCAACAAAGAUUGAUAACAUUAAGUAUCUGUGCAACAUGGCAGAUCCACUAACUUUUUUGCCGGCACAGGGAUCAGAUGUUGCUGCCUUACUUUGUGUUGACAGUGAAGAUUAUGAGGGCAGAGAGAGAGAUGGUCUAAAGGUCCCUGUAGUAGGGGAUUUGGAUCUGGAUCUGAUCCCAGAUACAUUACUUGCAGGCCUAGCUAAAAUUAUGACUGUUGUAAAAGGAUGGAGAAUCUAUGGGAAGAAGGCUACAAACAUGUUAAUGGAUUUAAACACAACUGGGGAUAAUGUGCAGGUUUCCAGGGACGGGAAAUCUUUAUCUUACACAAAUACAGACCAGCAUUACCCACCAAAACCAGAGAGAUUUCACAUUUCUCAGGGUUUAAGCUUCACAAGUUUCUCCUCAGGGAGACAUUACUGGGAAGUGGAAGGCAGUGAAUCAGGUCACUGGAAGGUAGGGGUAGCUUAUCCCAGUAUAAAGAGGAAUGGGGGUGAGUCCUUUCUUGGGGAUAAUAAGAAGUCCUGGUGUUUGUGCAGAUGGGAAAAUAUCUAUUCAGUGACUCACAACAAUGAAUGGACACAUUUGUCUCAUGUUCCUACAUGUGGGAGAAUAAGAAUCUCACUGGACUAUGAGGCUGGAUGUCUGUCCUUUUAUGAGCUGAGUGAGUCAGUCAGACACUUGCACACCUUUGCUGGCACCUUUACAGAGUCCCUUCAUGCUGCAUUCUGGGUUUGGGGAGAUACCUGGGUCAGAAUCGUUAGUUAGGGCACUAACCACUGCCGUGCCAGAAAUACCAUUCCUAGGUAUGGAAACUGUUAUCCAGAAUGUUUGGGACCUGGGGUUUCCAGGAUACGAGAGCUUUCCGUAAUUUAGA
Xenopus laevis (African clawed frog) is the source of this 1547-nucleotide messenger RNA. Its product is annotated as E3 ubiquitin-protein ligase TRIM39. Bases 14 to 1438 code for a protein of 474 amino acids. The record is from RefSeq and is a predicted model, not a curated record. The transcript has a single exon. Lineage: Eukaryota; Metazoa; Chordata; Amphibia; Anura; Pipidae.